AUGAAGGUCCCUGAAGGUUAUUCUUCAAAUAUAAAAAAUCUUGUAUCUUUACAAGAUUCAAGACUUCUUGGCCUUAAAUCACAUGAUUGUCAUACCUUAAUGCAACAAUUGCUCCCUGUGGCAAUUCGUUAUGUUUUGGAGAAGCCUGCAAGGUAUGCAAUAACUCGUUUGUGCUUCUUCUUCAAUGCUAUAUGUGCAAAGACUGUUGAUGUUUCCAAGCUAGAUAAGUUGGAAGAAUAUGUAGUAGUUACUUUGUGUUUGCUUGAGAAGUACUUUCCCCCUUCAUUCUUUGAUAUCAUGGUUCAUCUAGUAGUACAUCUUGUCAGAGAAGUUCGUCUAUGUGGGCCAGUAUAUUUUAGAUGGAUGUAUCCGUUUGAAAGAUAUAUGAAAGUGCUAAAGGGGUAUGUUCAGAAUCGUACUCGUCCCGAAGGUUGCAUUGCUGAGUGGUAUAUAGCUGAAGAAGCUGUAGAGUUUUGUACCGAGCAUUUAUCUGAUGUUAGUACAGUUGGAGUGCCUUCAAGCCAAAAGAUGGGAGUUUCAAAGCCAAUAUCAGGUUGCACAGUCAGCGUAGUUGAUCGGGACCUGUUGAACCAAGUACAUCUAUAUGUCUUGGAGAAUACGGAGGAAGUCCUACCUUAUAUCGAGCAACAUAUGAUCCACAUCAAGACCGCUUAUCCAAAAUUUAGAAAGAGAACAAAGUGGCUGCAGGAUAAGCACAAUAGCACUUUCAUUCAAUGGCUACGCUUCAAGGAAGACAAUCAUGGCGUAUCAGAAAAUUUAAGGUGGCUAGCAGCUGGUCCAAACAUGGCAGUGCCAUUAUAUAGGAGCUAUCUCAUUAAAGUGGACGAACUUGGAUUUACCCUUGUAGAUUUGAGUAAAAUUGGACAUAGGAAUGACCAAUUUGUUUUGGCUUCUCAAGUCAAACAAGUAUUUUUUGUUGACAACCCGAUGCAUCGUGGUUGGUCGGUAGUGUUAUCAAUGCCUAAUAGAGAAUAUAAUGAUGUUAUUGGUGAUGAUGUCUUAGGUGAUGUGAGAAUUGAGUGUGAGCCAUUUACUAGAGGGAUGCCAAAUGUUGACACAUUUGAUGAAGUGGUGGUUGAGUUAGGGAGUCAAAAUAUUCGAGAUGGGUGUGAAGAUAUAUGGGUUGAAUGA
Messenger RNA from Prunus armeniaca (apricot), 1152 nucleotides. Lineage: Eukaryota; Viridiplantae; Streptophyta; Magnoliopsida; Rosales; Rosaceae. The record is from the annotation of a GenBank genome assembly.